Messenger RNA from Stegodyphus dumicola, 1209 nucleotides. RefSeq lists its product as uncharacterized. The record is from RefSeq and is a predicted model, not a curated record. NCBI's taxonomy places the organism in Eukaryota, Metazoa, Arthropoda, Arachnida, Araneae, Eresidae.
AUGGGACCUAAAAAGGCACCUGAAACUUCAAUAGUUGGGGAAUAUGAUGUAGAGCUUAUGAAUUCCGAUGAACUAAAGAUGUAUAUAGCAGCCUUAGAGGAAGAACUUAAAAGAAUGUGGAGUGCAUGUAAUGUGCACCAAAACGACAACAGAGAAUAUCGGGGUUUCUUAAAGCUGAGCCAAGAACAUGCAACAGGAAUAACAGAGGAAAUAUUUCAAGCUAAUGUAAAAAUUCAAGAAUCAUUGAAUGAAAUAAAUGAGGAACUGAAAUCUGAAGAUAAACUCCAUGCAAUUAUUAAAAUAGAAAGCAAUGAAAAUGAUGACAGAGAAGCUCUAGAAUCAUUUGUUAUGGUUAAAACUGAAGAGGCUGAAAAUUUUAAGAAAGAAGGAGCUUUAAGAACGGCAAUAGAGGAAAAAGACAGACAGAUAAAUGACGUGCAGCUUUCUUGGUUGUUUACUUUAAUAGAUCUAAAAGAAAAGAAAGAAGAAAGUUCUUCUAUAUUUUGUAGAGAUUUAAAAAAUGCAUUUGAUGAUUUUGUGCAGCAAUAUUUGGUAGAAUUCCAACAAAAGAAGUUUGAUUUUCACGAGAAAAAGAUGGCGAAAUUAACAUCAAUUUUAGAAGGAGAUUAUGGAAUACAGUUUCUAAAAAAUAAUGCUGCCUCUGAUAUAGAGAAAAUGGAAUAUUACUUCAGAGAUAUUUUUUGGAAAAAUAUCCGUAUUUUCGAUGAACUAAAUGAAGAAAAAUCUUAUUUAAAGAAAGAAUAUGAAAAGCUAAGGUCUUCUCUUAAUGCUGCUAAGCAGAAAAAUAGAAAAGUACAGUUAGUUAAAGGUAAAAAAGCUGAGAUAAAAUCAAAUAUUGAUGUUGAUGAAGAUGCUUUACCAUUUAAUUUAAAACUUGAGCAACUUAUGUAUGAACAUGAUUGCCUAGAGGAAAAACUAAGAAGAGAAACCAAUGAAUUUAAUUUGUUAAAAGAACGUUUUAUAAAAGCUCUGAGAGACAUACGAUUCAAAGCAAAUUUUAGAACUUAUCUAGCAGAGCAAAAGCUUAUUUCCUUUCUCAAGAUCCGGCCACUUAUGCUUUCAGCAUCUGCCAUUGAUCCAAGUACUACUACCGAUCUAAGAAAAGAUCAAAAGAAAAUAAUAUUUAACAAUACAACAAAUGAAGAAGAAGCAGAAAAAGUAGAAGAAGAGAAAUCAGAAAAUAAUUAA